GCGCACGUCGCCCUGCUGCUCUGCGCGCUCGCGCCGACCGUCGCGGUCGUCGAUCCCAACGCCCAGAUCGUCGCCGUGAGCACGCUGAGCGUCGUCGCCGGCGCGUACCGAAGCGUGCGACCGGCGAGCGAGGGCUCGGGAGAGGUCAUGACCAAGGAAGACGCGCAAAAGUUCCCUCUGCUCGGGUCGUGCGUGCUGUUCGGGGCGUUUCUGGCGUUCAAGUUUUUGCCCAAAAACGUGCUCGACGUGUGCGCGACGGCGUACUUUGGGAUGCUCGGCGUCGUGGCGAUGAGCGCGAUCCUGACCCCGGUCGUGCACAAAUUUGCGUUCGGGGGACGCGAGCUCGUGAGCUACGAACUGUUUUCGGUGCCGGAGAUGAAGUGGGUGAACGGCGAGCGGUGGACGGCGGAGUGCACGCUGGCGGAGGCGGCGGCGGGCGUCGCGGCGUUGGCGGGAACGGCGGCGUACGUUCGUUCGCGUCAUUGGUUGGCGAAUAAUGCGCUGGGAAUGUCGUUUGCGCUGCAAGGAAUCGAGUAUUUGACGAUUGAUAGCGUGCAGAUCGGGUCAAUCUUGCUCGCGGGGUUGUUCGUGUACGACGUGUUUUGGGUGUUUUGCACGCCGGUGAUGGUGAGCGUGGCGCGGUCGUUCGACGCGCCGAUCAAGCUACUUUUCCCGCGAGUCGCCGCCAGUGCGAUCGAGGGCGCUAAUAGACCGUUUAGCAUGCUAGGUCUGGGGGAUAUCGUCGUUCCAGGGCUUUACGUGGCGAUGAUUUUGAGGAUGGACAACGCGAGACGCGCGGCGGCGCUCGAGCCGAGAAAGUCGCUCACGAGAUCGGCGUCCAAAAAAGCUGCGACCGCCUCUCGAACGGUCCGCGACGACGGAAAGACUGUGACAACGUAUUUCCCCGCCGUCGCGUUCGGCUAUCUCGUCGGGAUCGUCACCACCAUCGUCGUCAUGAACGUCUUUGACGCCGCCCAACCGGCGCUGUUGUACAUCGUCCCGGGCGUCCUCGGCGCCACCUUCAUUCGCGCCGCUCUGGCGAAAGAAGUCGGCGUGACGUGGAAUUACUGCGAAGGAUUAGAAGAGGCCCAGGCCGAGCGCGACGCCGCGGAAGCCAAGACGAAGUCG
Ostreococcus lucimarinus CCE9901 is the source of this 1128-nucleotide messenger RNA. RefSeq lists its product with no specific name. Gene Ontology annotation, molecular function: aspartic endopeptidase activity, intramembrane cleaving. The annotation marks the transcript as partial. The transcript has a single exon. Gene Ontology annotation, cellular component: cytoplasmic side of endoplasmic reticulum membrane; lumenal side of endoplasmic reticulum membrane; membrane. NCBI's taxonomy places the organism in Eukaryota, Viridiplantae, Chlorophyta, Mamiellophyceae, Mamiellales, Bathycoccaceae. The record is from RefSeq and is a predicted model, not a curated record. Gene Ontology annotation, biological process: membrane protein proteolysis.